Molecule: messenger RNA, 621 nt
Organism: Cladophialophora bantiana CBS 173.52
Lineage: Eukaryota; Fungi; Ascomycota; Eurotiomycetes; Chaetothyriales; Herpotrichiellaceae
Exons: 2
Coding region: 1-621 (206 amino acids)
Source: RefSeq, a predicted model, not a curated record
AUGAAUACACCUAAACCUGUCUUACCAGGGAUCAAAAUUGUUGACGGCAGUGAAGCAGAGUCUCACAUCCAGAAGACGGCAGCCGAGGAUCAGAAAUAUCAACAAAGUCCUUUCAUGGCUGCCGGAGUCUUCAAGACUUGUCAAAGGCCCAAGUUGUCACAUAGCACCGCCGGAGAGCCAACACAACUGACUGUCGUUUCACCAAGAACAGGCAUAACCAAGGCCACUACCUUUGUCGAUCAUGACAGCACAGAGCACUCUUUACUCCAUAGUGAGCUGAUGGAUACCGCUUACCAUUCCGGAUACAGCGAACACAAGUUCGACCACGCCACCGAAGAUGCUUCCUUUAUGACUGAAGCAGAGGGGGUCCGUACCCGAACAAAUGCACUGGAUACAAGUCUCAGAGUUGACCUCGAGCAUGCCGUCAACCUUAGCUGGGAUCUUGCCCAGAUUGGCGCUUUUGUUGACGAUGAGGAGGGGCUUACCGAAGCUCUUCUUGCCGCACCAGAUGAAGUCCUCGACAUCGUGGCGGCGAGGUUGGAAGCUAUAUUGAAGAAGGCCGAAGACGUCCUUUCGAAGCUCCAAGUGGCGUUCGAGAGUAUCGAGUAUAGUCAUGUCUGA